AUGGCCGCGCUGGAGCAACCCGCGCCUGACGUCGAGGCAUGGAUGUGCAUGCUCUCGGUCUGCGACUUGCUCGAUGCUUCUGCAGAGGACUUGGCAGGCUCGCUCCACUGCAUCCGUGACCUAUCGGUGACCAUUACAGAACACUCGGUUCGACGGAACGAAUGA
Saprolegnia parasitica CBS 223.65 is the source of this 165-nucleotide messenger RNA. RefSeq lists its product as hypothetical. The coding region runs from base 1 to 165 and encodes 54 amino acids. The record is from RefSeq and is a predicted model, not a curated record. The transcript is spliced from 2 exons. Lineage: Eukaryota; Oomycota; Saprolegniomycetes; Saprolegniales; Saprolegniaceae.